This is a messenger RNA of Arabis nemorensis, 1533 nucleotides long. The record is from the annotation of a GenBank genome assembly. NCBI's taxonomy places the organism in Eukaryota, Viridiplantae, Streptophyta, Magnoliopsida, Brassicales, Brassicaceae.
AUGGCUUUGAUAGGCUUGUUUGAAAUCUCCAUUGCUUUCUUUUGUUUCCUCCUCUUCCGACAUUUCUUGAUCCACAAGAAACCUCACCGUUUGUGUCCCACAAACUGGCCGCUCCUCGGUAUGAUUCCGGGUUUGCUAGUCGAAAUUCAUCGUGUUUACGACUUCAUAACCGAGAUUCUCGAGGUCACAAACUUGACCUAUCCUUCCGUAGGCCCGUGUUUCGCGGGCCUCGACAUGCUGGUCACGGUUGAUCCUGCUAAUAUCCACCACAUCAUGAGCUCAAACUUCGCAAAUUACCCUAAGGGACCCGAGUUCAAGAAGCUAUUCGACGUUUUAGGAGAUGGGAUUUUCAAUGCGGAUUCAGAGUUGUGGAAGGAUCUAAGGAAAUCAGCUCAAAGCAUGAUGAUGAAUCCNGAGUUUCAAAGGUUUUCAUUAGCUACAAGCUUGAGUAAGCUAGAGAAAGGGCUUGUCCCACUUCUUGAUCAUGUUGCUAAAGAGAAACUCAUUGUGGACUUGGAAGAUGUUUUUCAAAGAUUCACCUUCGACACUACGUGUGUUUUCGCGACCGGAUAUGAUCCAGGUUGUCUCUCGGUUGAUAUGCCGGAAAUCGAGUUUGCAAAAGCUUUAGACGAUGCAGAGGAAGCCAUAUUCUUCAGACAUAUCAAGCCGGAGAUCUUGUGGAAAAUGCAAAGCUUGUUUGGGUUAGGAGAUGAGAAGAAGAUGACGAAAGCUCGCGCAACUUUUGAUCGUGUUUGCUCCAAGUACAUAGCUUCUAAGAGAGAUAAGGUAAGCCAUGGGAUUGAUUCUUCUUCUCCUUCUCAAGAUUUGUUGACAUCUUACAUGAACUUGGACACGACCAAGUACAAGUUGUUGAAUCCGAGUGACGACAGAUUCCUAAGAGACACGAUCUUGACCUUCAUGUUAGCGGGUCGAGACACGACAGGAUCUGGACUCACUUGGCUCUUCUGGCUUCUCUGUAAGACUCCAGAAGCCAUUGCCAAGAUUCUUCAAGAAAUGAACACAAAUCUAUUUCUAAAAACCAAGACUGAUUCUGAUCCAUUCAAUCCCCAAGAGUUGAAGAAGUUGGUGUAUCUACACGGUGCAAUUUGUGAAGCUCUGAGACUCUAUCCACCUGUUCCCUUUCAACACAAGUCUCCUACUAAACCUGACGUUCUUCCAAGUGGACACAAAGUCGACGCAAACUCGAAGAUUUUGUUCUGUCUUUACUCAUUAGGGAGGAUGAAAUCGGUUUGGGGAGAAGAUGCAUUGGAGUUUAAACCGGAGAGAUGGAUUUCUGAGAGUGGAAAGUCGGUCCAUGAGCCAUCUUAUAAGUUCUUGUCGUUCAACGCCGGUCCAAGAACUUGUUUGGGGAAAGAAGUGGCUAUGAUACAAAUGAAGACAGUGGCUGUGAAAAUCAUACAAAACUAUGAGAUUAAGAUUGUUGAAGGGCAAAAAAUCGAGCCAGCUCCUUCGGUUAUUCUCCACAUGAAGCAUGGUCUUAAAGUUACAGUUACUAAGAGAUGUUUGGUCUAA